Messenger RNA from Corylus avellana, 812 nucleotides. Its product is annotated as stress response NST1-like protein. Lineage: Eukaryota; Viridiplantae; Streptophyta; Magnoliopsida; Fagales; Betulaceae. The record is from RefSeq and is a predicted model, not a curated record.
CCUCCUUGCAAUCCCUGCAUAUUCAGCAAAAUUCGUCUUCUUCAUUUUCUGCUCUGUAGACAACCCCCACAAUGGCCUCUUGUCGCGGCGUCCACCGUACAACCACCCAAUUUUCCAAAGCCCUCCUCCGCAGCUUCUCUACCACCAGCAAACCCUCGCACCGCAACAACCACCAACACACACACGAGUUCCUGGAGCCCACCGCCUACGUGGGCAGCUGGUGGCAUUCCGACCCCCCCAAGGACCCCAAGGACGCCGAGCGCAGGCUCGCCCUGCUCCGCCGUGACUACGCCAAGCAGGUGAAGCAGCGCCGCAAGCAGUACAUCCUGGAGGUGGAGCUCAUGCGCCUCGAGCUGCAGCGCAAGGACGAUGCCAGGAGAGAGGCCCUCAGGCUCGCUAAUGAGGAAAAGAAAAAGCUCAAGGCCGAGGCCGCCAAGGUCCGUGCCCAGGAGCGCAAGGUCGCCCUCGAAGAGUUCCGCCAAACCCUAUUGAAAGAAAGAGCUGAGAAGCUUGAAAAUUGGAGGAUGAAAGAAAAAAGGAGGGAAGAGAAUAAGAAAGAGGGGAGUGAGCUGCUACGCCGGAAAAGUUCUUUGUGGAUUGAUGAACCUGAAUUGGAGAAGAAGAUACUGGAGGCUAUUGUUGAUACCAUACCCCUCUAAGUCUCUUUCAGUUGCAGAAUUUGUAUUUGAAUUUGAAUUUGAAUUGGCUACGUUUCUCAUGUAUUCGAAUUUAGGCUCAAAACAAUCAAGGCUGUGUCCAUUUUUUAAUAGAUGUUGAGGCAUUGAAGCAAUUUGAGAUGUUUUGCCUGAUCA